Messenger RNA from Owenia fusiformis, 1818 nucleotides. The record is from the annotation of a GenBank genome assembly. NCBI's taxonomy places the organism in Eukaryota, Metazoa, Annelida, Polychaeta, Sabellida, Oweniidae.
AUGAGCGUCAACGGCCCACGUAGACGUGUAUAGGAACAGGUGACAUACGCCGAAAUGUUUGUCAUUCCCAAUAUCCUAAUAAUGUCGGCUGUUUGACGUUGGAAGGAAGAAGGGCAACGAAGCAGAACGACUCAAAAACAACAGCAAGAAAUAAAGACAUUAAUUAAGCCACAGAUAUAACAACAGAACAUCACAAAUGUAACAGCUGAACGAUAUAAAUAGUAUAGUAGGACGACACAGAGGCGCUGUAGCUGGAGAAACUUGAGUCGUGCAAAACCACUCGAUUGUCGAAGUAAUACCAAUAUUACGAAGAUAAAAGGAAAAAUAUGUGUUGGAGCCGGGGUAUGUUGUCCGGCACUCUCUUGCUCCUCCUGGUGUCUGGAUGGGUCCUCACAGCACCAGGCGUGACCAUUUUCCAGCUGAAUAUAACCGACAGUGAAAUGUCCAACUUAAGCGGUGCUACACUAGAAAGGGAUGAUCAAAAUGUUACGAUGCCAUCAACGUACAUAAGUGAUGAUACAACAAAUGCUGGAGUCAAUAUAACAACCCAGGGACAAAAUAAUGUAUCGUUUGUUACCCAUAUGUAUAAUAUUACAGAAAAUGCUAAUGCUAGUGGUAAUGCAACUACCCAUGCGCCAAUUAAGAAAAUACCAUAUUAUUGUUUGCCCCCGCACAGCGAUGCCGAUGGAGACCCAUUCCAUUUAGCACAUUUUAGAAUAGCUUGUUAUAUCGUUGGUGCUGUACUUGCUGUAAUUGGUAUUCUCGGCAACACCUUGUCAUUUGUAGUGUUAUACAAGGACCCUGCAAAGGGGACAAGUAUGUUUUAUUUAAAGGCAUUAGCCAUUGUGGAUUGGUUAGCAUGUGCCACUUUUAUCGUAUUCAAUUUCCCAUUCUUUUUGUACAACCACACCCACCUUUUAGAUAAAUCAAUUGAUGCCAGUCACCAUAUUGUGUUGAUUCAACCUAUUUCCCAGUAUCUCUUUGUGAUUUUCACCACACUUAGUUCAUGGGUAUUGGUGGCUAUCUCAGUUGAUCGUUAUAUAGCCGUAUGUCAUCCUUUUAAAGCUCCGACCUUAAGUACGUUAGGACGCGCCCGAAUUACGUUAGUUGUUGUUUCUAUCCUUUCUUUUGCUAUUCAUAUACCCAAAUUUUUGGAAUAUGAGACGAAAGAUUGGGGACCGUUCGGGGGGCAUCCUUGCACUCAUGAAGAAUUCUAUACACUUGCACUUACAAAUCUCCGUAAUGAUAAAGCAUAUAUGAUCGGCUACCGAGUUUUUAUCUAUUCAAUAUGUCAGCCAGUUGCUCCAGUAAUCAUAUUGUUGGUUCUCAAUGUUCUUUUAGUGCGUGCCCUUAAUAAGGCUGCUAAAAUGAGAGCCUCGAUGUCUGGAGACGAGGCUACAUCAGCUAAGGCUGAUACUAACGUCAGCGUUACUCUAAUAAGCGUGGCUGUUAUCUUUCUUAUAUGUAUGAUACCCUCAUUUAUGAACUCAAUAAUAUUAGUAAUAAAAACUUUCGAAAAAGAUAUGAUCAAUUUUUAUGUAUACGUAAAAAUAUCGGAGUUCAAAGUUAUUACGAGAAUCGGCAAUUCAGCUGUCAACUUUUUCAUAUAUUGCGUGGCGAGGGCAGGAUUUAGAAAGCAUUUAGUAGAGAUGUUAUGUGGUAAAAAACAAAAAGAUGGUUCUAUAAUGACAAGUGCAGCUACAGGCGCAACGAUGAUGUCCAAAACAAGAAGUACUGAAAUGUCAAAAAUGUAAAGAAUAUCAUGAAACAUCUCAUGAGCUAUCACACGGUGUGAUAGCAUGACGGUUACGUCAAGGC